This is a messenger RNA of Malassezia globosa CBS 7966, 1269 nucleotides long. RefSeq lists its product as uncharacterized. Gene Ontology annotation, molecular function: ATP binding; protein serine/threonine kinase activity. Gene Ontology annotation, cellular component: cytoplasm. Gene Ontology annotation, biological process: protein phosphorylation; intracellular signal transduction. NCBI's taxonomy places the organism in Eukaryota, Fungi, Basidiomycota, Malasseziomycetes, Malasseziales, Malasseziaceae. The coding region runs from base 1 to 1269 and encodes 422 amino acids. The record is from RefSeq and is a predicted model, not a curated record. The transcript has a single exon.
AUGGCACGCGGAGAUCCCGAUGAAUCCGGUCUGUCGGACUCAAUCGAAAGCCUGCAUCUGAAGCCCAACUCCGGCCAGUCGUUGAGUCGCACAUCCUCGUUCAAAUUCCGCGACCGACAAAACUCGACUAGUACUGUCGAUUCAACGUCAGACAAUCGCUUAACGGCCAAGGCACUUCAAGAUUGGGAUGCGCGGAGUCGCAGCAAUUCGUUCGCAAGCGAGAAGGGCAAAAACUCGGGCCAUGGUUCAACGCUUCGUGACAUGAUCAUGAACAAUCCCGUGCUCUCUCGCAAAGGGUCUUCUGCAUCGCAUCGCUCUGACGGAAGCACUUCUAGCAAGGGUACCAAAGAAGGCAAGAAGCAAAAAGGACGUGGUGCAUCAAGCGCAGUCAAUGGCACAGGUGAGGUUGCGAGUUUGAUGAAGAAGUAUGGUACCUGUGAGAGAGUCGCCAUUGGAAAAGGUGCCACGGCGGUCGUACGUGUAGCUUACAAACGAGAUGAAUCAAAGGAGAAAAUGUACGCUGUGAAAGAGUUCCGAAAGCGGCGUAAAAACGAGUCUGAGAAGGAUUACGUCAAGAAACUCACGUCUGAAUUUUGCAUCUCGUCGACCCUGCAUCACAUUAACAUCGUCGAGACUGUUGAUUUGGUGCAAGAUGAAAACCGCCACUGGUGCGAAGUCAUGGAGUACUGCCCUGGUGGUGACUUGUAUGCUGCGAUCAAGAAAGGCGGUAUGAAACAAGUUGAAAUGGAAUCAUACUUCAAACAGACCGUAAAUGGUAUUCACUAUCUUCAUUCCAUGGGUGUGGCCCAUCGUGACAUCAAGCCGGAAAACCUAUUGUUGGACGGAAAAGGGCAUAUCAAGAUCACCGAUUUCGGUGUAAGUGAUGUAUUCCGUAUGUGCUGGGAAAAGUCAACGCAUUAUAGCAAAGGCCUUUGUGGAUCUGAGCCAUACAUCGCUCCCGAAGAGUUUGAGCAGAAAGAGUACGAUGCACGCCUCGUUGAUAUCUGGGCCAUUGCCAUCGUGUUCUACUGUAUGCAAUGCCAGGAGCUUCCAUGGCGAGUAGCCAAAAUGUCUGAUCCUACAUUUCAAGAAUUUGUGCAAUCGUAUCUGUGUACCUCUGUGCCACGUCCCCUGCCCAACCUCUCACCUCGCGAAUGCCGCCCGUUGUUGAAAAAAAUGCUGUGCCCUGACCCAAAGAUGCGAUGUAUGACUGAAGAUAUCAUGAAGGAUCCGUGGUUUGGCCAGGUUCCUAGCGCCGUACCGCAGUAG